Molecule: messenger RNA, 534 nt
Organism: Emericellopsis atlantica
Lineage: Eukaryota; Fungi; Ascomycota; Sordariomycetes; Hypocreales; Bionectriaceae
Exons: 1
Coding region: 1-534 (177 amino acids)
Source: RefSeq, a predicted model, not a curated record
AUGCGUCUUUCAAUCCUCGCCGCCAUCGCAGCCUUUACCUACUCGGCAUCAGCCGACCUGGUCUGGUCUCUCGAGAAGUCCUCAGCCCCGUCUGACGACGAAGCUGACGCCUACGCAAAAAUCGAGACCGCCAUGACGCUGGCCGUCCAGCGCUACAAUGGCCUCGCCGAUCCUGUCAAGACGAUCCGCGUCUACUACGCACCCGGCGUGCCCACUGCCGAGGCCAACUUCAGCGGCGACCUACGCUUCGGCAGCAACAGAUCCUACAUGAAUGAGCGCACCGCCCUGCACGAGAUCUCGCACACACUGGGUAUCGGGCAGACAGCUGCCUUUGACAACAAGUGCAACGCCAAUGACUGGGCGACCGCAACGCCACUGCUGCAGUCAUGGGACGGACCUGAUGCCCGGAUCAACUGUGGAGGAAGCCACAUUUGGCCCUACGGUUUGAACUAUGACAGCGAGUUCAGCGAGGAGGCGGCCAACAGGCACGUCCUGCUGAUCCAGGCUAUGAUCAAUGACGGGUUGAUGGGUUAG